AUUUUGUGUUAUUAAGUUAGCACUUGACUUAACUUUAGUUGUUACUUAGACUGCUAAAGUGGAAUUUUAAUUUUUUUUACGAGGACAAUUAUGCAUUAUAAAAAGUUUUUUUCAGCAGCCGCUUUAGCAACGUUGCUAAGUUUAUCAAACUCUGCUUUUUCAGAUCCUGUUGGUCCAAUAAGUGAUGAAGAAACUAGCUACUACGUUCGUUUGCAAUACAACGGUGAAAUUUUACCUCUUUUCACAAAAAUUGAAGGUAUUGAAUAUAAAAAGGCCACAGACAUUCAUAAUCCAUUAAAAGCAUCUUUUAUAGCUGGUGGUGGUGCAUUUGGUUACAAAAUGGACGACAUCAGGGUUGAUGUUGAAGGGCUUUAUUCACAGCUAAACAAAAAUGAUGUUACAGGUGCAGCAUUUAACCCAGAUACUGUUGCAGACAGUUUAACAGCAAUUUCAGGGCUAGUUAACGUUUAUUACGAUAUAGCAAUUGAAGAUAUGCCUAUCACUCCAUAUGUUGGUGUUGGUGUUGGUGCAGCGUAUAUUAGCACUCCUUUGAAAGACGCUGUGAAUGAUCAAAAAAGUAAAUUUGGUUUUGCUGGUCAAGUAAAAGCUGGUGUUAGUUAUGAUGUAACUCCAGAAGUCAAACUUUAUGCUGGAGCUCGUUAUUUCGGUUCUUUUGGUGCUCAUUUUGAUAAAGAUACUGCUGCAGCAAGCAAAGACAAGGGGGAACUCAAAGUUCUUUACAGCACUGUUGGUGCAGAAGCUGGAGUAGCGUUUAAUUUUUAGUCUAUCUCAGUCUUGUUAUCCCAGUGGGUUUUUUCUUGUCAUUCAAGUAGCAUGACACUGGGAUCUAGAAAAAAGAAAUGUGGAUUCCAGUGUCAAGGCACUGGAAUAACACUAUUUGCUAUGUGUUUAAGCUAUAACGUUUACCAUUGUACUGGUAGAAUAUCAUCUAAAGUUACAUAAUGUUAUCCAAUUAGCUAACACUGCGGCCUACUGUCUCCAAGAAAUUAGAUGGAAAAUUUGUACUUUUUUCAAAUCAAAGCUUGAAUUUUUGCUGGAAAAUCAAUAUAUUAUAUGCAUGAAGUUUUAAUUUAAGUUGUUAUGUUGACCUCAAUGGCAAACUUAUGUGUCGAUAGCAGAACCAAUCUCAUGCAAUAUAUUGCUAGGGUGCAAAAAUUUCCUAUGCUGUCUCAAGAGGAAGAGGUACGAUUAGCAAAAAAUUGGAACCAAUAUAAGGAUGUUUCUUCUGCUCAUAAAUUGAUUACCAGCCAUUUGAAUUUGGUAGUGAAAAUUGCAAUGAAAUUCAAAAAUUAUGGACUAUUGUUGAUGGACCUGGUCAUGGAAGGAAAUAUGGGUUUAAUGCAUGCAGUGAAAAAGUUUAAUCCUGAUUUAGGGUUUCGUUUUUCAACUUAUGCGGUGUGGUGGAUUGAAGCUUCAAUAAAAGACUUUAUAUUGAAAUCUUGGUCGUUUGUGAAAAUAGGCACAACGCAAGCACAAAGAAGAUUGUUUUUUAGUUUACGUAAAAUAAAAAAAAGAAUUUUACAGUAUACAAACAGGGAAACCUUAAAUAAUGAAGAAAUAAAAGCAAUAUCUAAUGAGCUUUCUGUAUCCGAAGGAGACGUUCUGCAGAUGAAUUACCGUAUGGCUUGUAAGGAUCAGUCGCUAAACGAUUGCAUAAAAAUAGGUGAUGACUCUAAAAGGGAGCUACAAGAUAUGAUCCCAUGUAACUUGGUUAGUCAAGAAGUAACCUAUCAGAAUCAUGAAGAAAAAGAAUUAAAAGAAGCAAUUUUAAACAAUGCACUAGCGAGCCUCAACGAAAGGGCAAGAGACAUUUUUAUCAGUAGAUAUUUGUCUGAAAACAUUCAAACUCUGGAUGAACUUAGUAAAAAAUAUUGUGUUUCAAGAGAAAGAAUAAGGCAGUUGGCUGAGCAGGCGAUGGCUAAGGCGCUUUUGCAUCGGUUAGUGAUGUACAAUUGAAGGAAAAAUAUAAAGAUUGGCUCGUGUAUACUGCAUUGGAAGAUGGAGAGAAAGUAUGUUAUAUUGUAUCCUAUCCUAAAAAAAAAAGCGAAUAUUAUACAACCAAUCGCAAGCCGUAUGUAAUGGUUAGUUAUGUUGAUAAAAAAGCAGAUGAGGUAAGCGUUACCUCUGGUUUUCAGUAUGAUAAGGAGCCUGUAGCUCUCAAUAUCGACAAAAAAAUUAAAUAUACACUGCCCAUAAUACAGGGAAGUUUUGCGUGGGCAGAGCAUACAAAAAUAGAUCAAGAUCUCAUUCUAAAAAUGAAGCAGGGAUUAUCAAUGGUAGUUAAUGGAAAAACAAAAACAGUGACCAUUGAUGAUACUUAUUCCCUACUUGGUUUUCAAAAAGCGUAUCAAAAAAUGCAUGAUUUAUGCCAUACAAAGUAAAUUAUUGUAACAGAAUACCCAGCUAUAGUAUAAACUAGACUACUCUUUCAAUGGAAAUAUAAAUAGCACUUUACUUUAUAUGGGAUGUGGAUAUCAUUUAAAAUAUAUUUUUGAGAGUUAGCAAUGUCAGAGGUUGCAGGUGUAGAUACAGAAAUCAAAAAGCAAAAUUCUGUGUGCGAGCAGAUGCGUUUUAGCGUGAGCCGCACAAGUCUUUUAAAUACAUUAUCCAGAGUAAGUGGAGUGGUUGAAAGGCGUAAUUCAAUAGAUGUUUUGGCGUGUAUAAAUAUCAAAGCACAACACGGCAGCAUAAAAUUAAUGGCAACUGAUCUUGACAUUUCAAUGUUUGCCUCACUUGCUGCAACCGUAUUAACAGAAGGAGAAGUAAAAAUUUCAGCGCAUACUUUACAUGACAUAGUGAAGAAGUUACCCGCUGAUUUGGAUGUCAAUUUUGAAGUAAACAACCAAGGAAAAUUAUUGAUGUCUUGCGGAAAUGCAAACUUUUCUUUACCGAAUGUAGUUUCAAGCAGCUUUCCUGCUCUUGAAGAAGACAAUUAUAAACAUGAUUUUAUUCUACUAAAUACGGACCUGAUAGACUUAUUAACUAAAACAAAAUUUGCUGUAUCACUAGAUGAUACAAGGUAUAAUUUAAAUGGAAUAUAUCUACAUACAGAUGAGCAGUUUCUGUACUGCGUUGCAACUGAUGGCCAUCGUUUAUCAUGUAUAAAGAGGCCAAAGCCUGGGAACAUCAAUGGCGAAUUUGGUGUGAUCAUUCCACGUAAAACUGUUAUGGAGCUGUUAAAAAUAUUGGACGAUUGUAAUGAAAUUAAAGUAAAACUCUCAGACAGAAAAAUCAAGCUUACAUGCGGUGAAUAUAUUCUAAUAUCAAAAUUAAUAGAUGGGACUUUUCCAAAUUAUAAAGCAGUUAUUCCAGCAUCUCAAGAUAAGCAUAUGAUUAUUGAAAGUAAAAAACUUUCAGAUGUUAUAGAUCGAGUUUCCGUUGUUGUAUCUGAUAAAGUAAAAUCUAUUAAAUUCUCACUACAAGAAAAGCUGCUAACUCUGCAUUCAAACUCCCAAGAGUGCAGUGAUGCAACUGAAUCCAUAGAAGUGGACUACAAUGAAGCCCCUAUAGAAAUAGGGUUCAACUCGCGUUAUUUGCUUGAUGUUCUAUCUUGCAUAAAAAAUAAAUGUAAGUUUAGCUUAGCCGAUGGUAAUAGUGCUACAAUUAUCACUGAUGAAGAUGAUUCAAGUGUAUUAUAUGUAGUGAUGCCAAUGAGAACUUAAACUCGUCAUCUCGCUGCUUGUUAGCGAGAUCUGGAGAUACUGCGGCGGUAUGACACUUAUUUCACUAAGAACGUUACUUUUUAUUAAAUUAGUAAUCUAUCUUUACCAAAUACAAGCCAAAAGGCGGCGCGGUAACCCCAGCAGCACUUCUUUUGCAUUGGCUUAAUAUAUGUAGCAUUUCUUGCGGAUUGGUUCUAUUUUUUCCAAAUUCAACUAAAGUACCCGCAAUAAUCCUCACUUGGUUAUGUAAAAAGGAAAUAGCAGAUAUUUUGAUGUGUAUAUGAUUCCCGUUUUGUACUAUAUCGAUAUCAUCAAUUGUUCUUAUCGGAUUUGCGGCGUGACAAUCUUUUGAACGAAAACUUGAAAGGUCAUGUUUUCCAAGUAGAUGUUUAGCAGCUUCACGCAUAAUAUUUACAUCAAGUGGGCUAAACACUUGCCAUACAUAACCCGUCUCCAGAGCGGCAGGAGCAUAGCGAUUAACUAUUCUGUAUUCGUAAUAUCUUUUUUUUGCUGAAAACCGUGCGUGAAACGCAUCAUCUACAACUUCUGCAUUAAGCACA
Messenger RNA from Drosophila ananassae, 4243 nucleotides. RefSeq names its product beta sliding clamp-like. NCBI's taxonomy places the organism in Eukaryota, Metazoa, Arthropoda, Insecta, Diptera, Drosophilidae. Gene Ontology annotation, cellular component: DNA polymerase III complex. The coding region runs from base 2526 to 3683 and encodes 385 amino acids. Gene Ontology annotation, molecular function: DNA binding; DNA-directed DNA polymerase activity; 3'-5' exonuclease activity. The record is from RefSeq and is a predicted model, not a curated record. Gene Ontology annotation, biological process: DNA replication; DNA strand elongation involved in DNA replication. The transcript has 2 exons.